This is a messenger RNA of Scheffersomyces coipomensis, 1773 nucleotides long. It is a transcript of the gene EFG1, whose product is annotated as KilA-N domain-containing central transcriptional regulator EFG1. Gene Ontology annotation, molecular function: sequence-specific DNA binding; DNA-binding transcription factor activity. The transcript has a single exon. The record is from RefSeq and is a predicted model, not a curated record. Gene Ontology annotation, biological process: positive regulation of transcription by RNA polymerase II. Bases 1 to 1773 code for a protein of 590 amino acids. Gene Ontology annotation, cellular component: nucleus. Lineage: Eukaryota; Fungi; Ascomycota; Pichiomycetes; Serinales; Debaryomycetaceae.
AUGCUCUCAGAAUUUAAAUCGAGUCAUCAUCACAGUCAAUUGUUAAACCCUUCUACUACUAAUAGUUCUCAAUAUUUUUAUUCAGAUCAACCAUAUACCGCAAAUAGUAAUAUGAACGGAAAUUAUAAUUCAUCUUUACAACAACAACAGCAGCAAGCUGUUAAUGCUACUGCAACCCAACAACAAUUCCCAAAUCAAACUUAUGCAUCAUAUUAUAUGUAUAAUCAACUUCCAAUACAAGCAGCUGCCACUGGAAGCCAACAACAACAACCUCAACAACAACAACAACUGCAACAACAACAACAACAACAACCUCAGCAACCUCAACAACAACCACAACAACAAUAUCAACAACAACAACAACAACAGCUGCAAACUGCCAAUCCAGUAAGUGAUCAAGCAUACGGUGCUUAUAGAUAUCAAAAUGGUUACGCUGCCGGAUCCACUGCCAAUGUUGCUGCUCCUCAAAAUUAUUCUUUGUAUCAACAAACCAUCCCAAAUCAAUUAUCUCAACCUCAACCUCAACAUUAUAAUCAAUUAAGUUCUUCAAACACUACUGCUAAUGUGUAUGGUAGUGCUGCAUCAAGUGUUCCACCAGCUAAUAGUGUUAGUGCCACUGCUAAUAAUCAAUCUACUCCAAUUCCUGAUACACUUAACCCAACUUCAACUUCCACAGUUGGUCAAUUUCAACCACCUGAUAUAAGACCAAGAGUUACCACUACUAUGUGGGAAGAUGAAAAAACUUUAUGUUAUCAAGUUGAUGCUAAUAAUGUAAGUGUGGUUAGACGAGCUGAUAAUAAUAUGAUUAAUGGUACUAAAUUAUUAAAUGUUGCUCAAAUGACAAGAGGUCGUCGUGAUGGUAUUUUAAAAUCAGAAAAAGUAAGGCAUGUGGUUAAAAUUGGUUCCAUGCAUUUAAAGGGUGUUUGGAUACCUUUUGAAAGAGCUUUAGCUAUGGCUCAAAGAGAAGGAAUUGUUGAUUUAUUAUAUCCAUUGUUUGUUCGUGAUAUAAAACGUGUUAUUCAAACAGGUGCAACUCCUUCUAAUAAUGCUGGUAAUUCAGUCGCUGCCAAUUCAGUCGUUCCAAACAGUAAUGGUACUGCUGCUACUGCUGGUGGUCAUGCCGUUACCAAAGCUAACUCAACGCCAACUUCUAAUUCAGUUCCUACCAAUGUUAAUAACUUUUAUCAACAAUAUGGUCAACAACAACAAUAUGCUCAAUAUUCAAAUCAACUUAAUGGAAGCGCAGCAGCUGCACCUGCUAAUCCUGCUACUGCAACUGCUGUAGUAGGUGCUACUAAAUCCCCACAACAAGCUGCUACUGCAACGGCGGCUACUGCUGGUGCCACUGAUAAUUACCAACAACAAUUACAGUUCCAACAAGCUGCUAUUGCUCAACAACAGCAACAACAAGUUUAUGGAUAUCAACAACCAUAUUAUGGAGCUACUAACGCAACUGCUAGUGCGCCAAAUCAAUAUUACCUGUAUAAUUAUUCUGCAUAUGGCUCACAACAACCAGUGUAUUCAGCAUAUGGAUACCAACAAUUACCACCACAAAGUCAUCCACAACAAAUACAGCAACAUCAAUUACAACCACAACAACAACCUCAACAACAACAAUCACAAAUUCAACAACUGCAAGUUCCAAUUCCAACUCAUGGUGGUCAAAGUGUAGCUCAAUCACUGACCAAUUCUUCUGAUCCAAGUAUUUCUUCUGCCCCUACUACAGUUACUACUGGUGAAGAUAUAGCUGUUGUGAAGAAGGAUGAUAAAUGA